Molecule: messenger RNA, 3161 nt
Organism: Pseudophryne corroboree (corroboree frog)
Lineage: Eukaryota; Metazoa; Chordata; Amphibia; Anura; Myobatrachidae
Gene: PTGS2
Product: prostaglandin-endoperoxide synthase 2
Exons: 10
Coding region: 67-1878 (603 amino acids)
Biological process (GO): response to oxidative stress; cyclooxygenase pathway
Cellular component (GO): cytoplasm; neuron projection
Molecular function (GO): oxidoreductase activity, acting on single donors with incorporation of molecular oxygen, incorporation of two atoms of oxygen; heme binding; peroxidase activity
Source: RefSeq, a predicted model, not a curated record
ACGGAGAGGUCUGUCUGGCACGUUACCACCCACGUCUGCACGGAGCACAGGCCACUCACCACUGGAAUGAUCGCACACGGCAUCGUGUUCUGCUUACUGCUGCUCUCCUCCUAUGCAGCAAAUCCAUGCUGCUCUAACCCAUGCCAGAACAGAGGUGUGUGUAUGACUGUGGGCCAAGAACGAUAUGAAUGUGAUUGCACGAGAACGGGAUACUAUGGAGAAAACUGUUCCAGCCCUGAAUUUGUAACAUGGUUGAGAAUUACCUUGAAGCCCUCACCCAAUACUGUGCACUACAUAUUAACUCACUUCAAAGGCAUCUGGAACAUAAUCAAUAAUAUUUCAUUCCUGCGGGAUAAAAUCAUGCAGUAUGUGCUAACAUCAAGGUCACAUCUGAUUGAUAGCCCGCCCACAUACAACAGCCACUACGACUACAAAAGCUGGGAAGCAUACUCCAACCUUUCGUACUAUACGCGGUCCCUGCCGCCAGUGAGAGAAGAUUGCCCAACUGCUAUGGGAGUUAAAGGAAAGAAGGAGCUCCCAAGCGUCAAACUAAUCGUAGAAAAGUUCUUACUUAGAAGAAAGUUCAUUCCUGACCCACAAGGAAGUAAUGUCAUGUUUGCUUUCUUUGCUCAACAUUUUACGCACCAGUUCUUUAAAACUGAUACCAAAAGGGGAGCCGCCUUCACUAAAGCACUCGGGCAUGGGGUUGAUUUAAACCAUAUCUAUGGAGAAAGCUUAGAUAGACAACAUAAGUUACGUCUAAAAAAGAACGGAAAAUUAAAAUUCCAGAUUAUUGAUGAUGAGAUGUACCCACCAACAGUAAAAGAUACAGGGGUUGACAUGAUAUAUCCACCACACAUGCCGGAACAUCUUCAAUUUGCAGUUGGGCAGGAUGUAUUUGGUCUUGUCCCAGGAUUGAUGAUGUAUGCUACUAUUUGGCUAAGGGAACACAACAGGGUCUGUGACAUACUGAUGCAGGAGCAUCCUGAGUGGGACGAUGAGCGUUUAUUCCAGACUGCAAGACUUAUAUUGAUUGGUGAGACCAUCAAGAUUGUAAUUGAAGAUUAUGUGCAGCACCUCAGUGGAUAUCAUUUUAAACUGAAGUUUGACCCAGAAUUGCUGUUCAACCAGAGAUUCCAAUACCAGAACCGAAUUGCGGCCGAAUUCAACACCCUGUACCAUUGGCAUCCUCUUCUGCCUGACGCAUUCCAGAUACACGAGAAAGAGUAUAACUAUCAGCAAUUUCUCUAUAAUAAUUCUGUCAUUCUGGAACAUGGAAUAUCACAGAUGGUUGAAUCUUUCACCAAUCAAAAUGCAGGAAGGGUGGCCGGAGGCAGAAACUUCCCAGCAGCGGUAUUCAGAGUGGCAGUAGCUUCAAUAGAGCAAAGCAGGGAGAUGAAAUAUCAGUCCCUUAAUCAGUACAGGAAACAUUUCAUGCUAAAACCUUUCAAAUCCUUUGAGGAGCUGACAGGUGAAAAAGAAAUGUCUGCUGAACUUGAGAAGCUGUAUGGCGACAUUGAUGCUAUGGAAUUCUACCCAGGCCUACUGGUGGAAAAGCCACGUCCAGGAGCUAUAUUUGGGGAGACCAUGGUUGAAAUUGGAGCUCCUUUUUCUCUGAAAGGUCUAUUGGGGAACCCAAUUUGUUCUCCUGAAUACUGGAAGCCUAGUACUUUUGGCGGAAAGGUGGGCUUUGACAUUGUGAAUACUGCUUCUUUACAAAAUCUCAUCUGUCACAAUGUAAAAAACUGUCCAGUUACAUCAUUUCAUGUAUUAAAGAGCAAGCCUGCUGAAUCAGCAAGCAUUAAUGCAAGCUCAAACUCUGCAUUGGACGAUGUAAACCCUACUCUUCUACUGAAAGAACGCUCAUCGGAACUGUAAGACCCUGAAAGCAGCAUUAAAAAUUCCAAAGAAACAUGCAGAAGAGCAAUUAAGUGCUGUUUAAUAGUCUACAAUCACUGAUAACUGGACACUUUCUGUAUAAGUGCCUCAGUCACAUUAUACUUCCAUGAACAUUUUCUAUAUUACAGUCUAAACUUUGAAACUUUUUUAAAGAUUCUUCAUGUUACAAUGUUACAAUGGGGAUAAAUGUUCAUUAUUUAUUAAUUUAUUCAUUGAGACCACUUUUUUUGCUAGUUCUGGUAGUGGAUGACCUGGAAAACUUGUAGACGUGCCUGUCGCCACACAGAAGAAGACGGGAGCUUGUAUCUUACUUGAGGAAUAGAGAUUGUGUGUGGCACAUGUUAUCAUCUGUACUGUAGGGAGAGAGAGAGGGAGGGGGGGCUUAGAGAUAGAUAGAUAGAUAGAUAGAUAGAUAGAUAGAUAUCACCUAUAUACUGUACGUGAGAGGGGCAUUUUUUAUUUUAAUACGAGAUAAUGAUUUUUAUAUGUUCUAUGCUGCUACAGUACUUGAAUCUUUUGCUGCUCUUACUUUCUGGUUGUAUAAAUUGAUGUAUCUUUUUUGCCAUGGGAUACUGGUACUGUACUCAGUUUUGUAAUACUUCAAUUAAAGUAGGAACAUUUUAUUUUAAAAAUUACUUGAAUUUCCAUCCCAUAUGGUAGUGAAUUAAACGUCAUUAAGGCAUAAUGAAAUGGCUUUGCAUUCAAGGUUUAUAUACCAUUAACAUUGAAAAAAAAUUCUCUGUGCUGUUAUUCUUCAUUAUGAUUUAAUAUUUGCUUUCUAUAAAGAGCAAAUAUUGAAGUCUUUAAAAUUGUGUUAAUGAGAGAAAUAAAGUUACAUGUUGACAAUAAUUUGUUUAACAUGCCAUGCCAGGUUCCAUACGUACCAUAUGGAAUGUCCACUCAUAAAACUUGCCUUCCCUUGGGGUGUCCUAAUGACACACUAAUGGCAAUAUUAAACAUUAAAUCGUUCAUGUCAGCACAUGUUUCCAUGUCAUAUUUAUUUAUACUGGAAACAGAGGUAAAAUUAUAUUCACUUUUUUAUAAAGCAGGAACAAAGAUAUUUAUAUUUUUAACAUUUGCACUGACUUAAAAGAAUUAUGUUGAGCAGGGGCUACGGCCUUUAUGGACACUUCUGGUAAACUUGUACCAGGCUGGAUGGCUGUUCCUGUGUAAGUCAUUUUAUCUCAUGUACCAAAAUUACAUUGCAAACAAUGGAGAGCUGGGACUCUUAAAUGUAUUCUAUGUAAUUUCCAGUACUAUAG